AUGGCCGAGUGUUGCUUGGAGGAAUUCACGUCUUCGCAGCAAAUGCCAUGCUCAAAUCAGCGCCGUGUCUUGCCUAUCUCCGCCCUUUACCUCGCGCCUCGCGUCUUCGGGGGUAACGACGCGUGGGGUGCUGCCGAUAAUGGUCCAGCCGCUUUUGCAUCAAGUGAUGCUACAGGUGAUGCUGCCGUCACGGUCACCCAUUCUGGUUUGUCGGGUGGGCUUGUGACAAGCAAGGCGCUGAAGCACACCGGCAAGGGAGGCGACGAAAGCGACGAAUGCGACAAUUGCAAGAAAAUCACCGACGAAUCUGACAACAAUGUGGGCGAUUCGGAUGACGAGGCGUCCGUGACGUCCACUUUCUCGUGCUUAUCCAGAAACACGUCGACUUCGUCACUGUCCGAUUCGAUCGCACAGGCGGCUGGGGACAAGCAGUGUGCUACUGACGAGUGUGACACGGAAGUUCGUUUGCCCGACGACCUCUACACGAAGGAAGCGCGUAUAGCAUUUUCGGAUCAAGACAGCACGCAGCGGGCGACGGGGGCGACCAGCGGGCUCCACCAGCUGCAGCCGCCGCAGGCGAGGCUCGUGCUGCGAGAGUCGUGCGUGCAACGGAUCUACGUGCAGCACGCGAUGCUCGUCCAGCACCGGCGAAGGAUGCAUUGGCUACAACAGCAGCACAUGCAGCAACAGCACUUCCAGAGCGGUGCGGCGGGGUGGCAGUCAGCAGGAAUGCCUCGGCGAGCUUUCGUUCCGCCACGCUUCCGUCGGCCUCAAGCCUAUUGUGGCACGGGAGUGUUCCUGCUUGGAACCGCCUACUAUGGUUGUUGCUGA
Closterium sp. Yama58-4 is the source of this 831-nucleotide messenger RNA. NCBI's taxonomy places the organism in Eukaryota, Viridiplantae, Streptophyta, Zygnematophyceae, Desmidiales, Closteriaceae. The record is from the annotation of a GenBank genome assembly.